Manduca sexta (tobacco hornworm) is the source of this 932-nucleotide messenger RNA. RefSeq lists its product as uncharacterized. The record is from RefSeq and is a predicted model, not a curated record. The transcript has 3 exons. Gene Ontology annotation, biological process: positive regulation of Rho protein signal transduction. Lineage: Eukaryota; Metazoa; Arthropoda; Insecta; Lepidoptera; Sphingidae. Bases 28 to 528 code for a protein of 166 amino acids.
UUUAUUUAUAUUGUCAUAAGGUUCGCAAUGGAAGGCAAGUUGUUGUUCACCCAGCCGAACGACAACAACUGGCGGAAGGGCCGCACCAUCAAACUAACGCCGAUCAACGCCCUUUUGGUAACUAACGGAAAGCCAACGACUACCCACAAAACGAACGAGAUCCGCGAAACGCGGGAGGCGAGGGAUCGUGAAGCGAGAGAAAAGGAGGGAGAAACGCUCUUCGCCCGCAGUGGGGUGAGGGAAGCGGCUCUACUCCUGGUGAGGGAGAAGGCAGGAAGGUAUACUCUCCAACGGGAGCCGCUGUUCCUGGACCGGUGUGUGGUCGCCGCGGAUCACGAGCCUGAGCACUUCUUCGAAGUCCAUGAGAUAACUACCAAGGACUCUUAUAUUUUCAAGGCGGAAGAAAACGCUCGCACCCGCUCCUGGUAUCGCCAGCUCCAGUACCAUGCGCAGGGCGCAGGCGCAUGGAGGAAGCGACGCAAUGCCCUCGCCAACAUCAUGAUCAACCCCAUGCUGACCAGGAACUGAAGCGUCACACACAAUAUUGAAGAAGGAAACAAGAAUUAAAAACCAGCGGCGAUUGGUCCAUAUAAUCCGAUUCCUGCCGGCUUCUCUUCCGUAACUUAUGUAAAAUCUAAUUAUCAUUGGAACGUUUUCAAACCGCAUUUAUUCAUAUUCGUAGUACGUAUACAUUGUGUCGGGUUCCCCAAAAAAUAUGAAAGCCCUUCGCCACUGGUAAACACAAAAAUGACGAAUGAAAUUAUACAAUGCCAUAUCAACUGAAGCAUAGAACGAAAAUAAAUAAGUACGAAAAUUAUUGAUCUCCCCAAAAAUGAUUACUGAAACCAAAUGCAAACUUUUCCAACACGUAUGAAAUCUGAUAAUAGUAAUAAAGGCGUGGAAUAUGUUCAAUAAAUAAGAUAAACAUUAAA